CAUAUUUUAUGAAGGGUGGAAAACAAUCAAAGAAUAAGUCAAUUUGGGAUUAAGUUAAAAAUGAAGAAAAAGACUUCUAUUUCAACUUCCUUACCAAAAAAUAUAGAAAUGUGUAAAAAAAAUUGAAAGACAUUGCUGAUUUAGAAGAAUUGUAAAAAACAAAAGAAUUGAAAGCAGAAUAAGUAUAAAAGAUUCAAAGCAAAGAAGAGAAUAAUGAAAGAAUAAAAGAAUUGGAAGUCUAAGUCUCAAAUUGGUUGUAAGCUAAAAAAGAAGCAGAAUAAAGUGGUUCUUUAAUCACUUAGGAAGUUUUUAUUUUAAUAUUGGAGCAUUUAUGUGAAAAUAAAGAGACAGUAGAACUAUUGAGUGAAGAUCAUUAAUCUAUAUAUGAAUUGGCUAAAUAGCUUCAAAAUAGAGUAAAUAAUCAAUAAAAGAAAAAGGAUCAAUAAUGGAAGGGAUUGAAAGUAUAUAUAAAUAAAUAUUAAAUUUAAGUUAAAACAUUAACCACAAAUUGAAGUUCCUAAUCAAGAAGCACCUUAGUAAAUUUAAUAAUAGCAAUAAGAAACUCCAUAAUAAAUAGACACAGUUGAAAUUCCGAAAGAAUAACCAUAAGUUUAAUAGUAGGAAUAAUAUGUUUUAAUGAAGUCUAGUCCUAAGAAAUCAUUUUAAGAUGAGAAUCGUUAAUAAAUUCAUUAACCCUUAGAUUAACUUCCAAAUUAACAUACAGAAUAGUAAGAAUAAUAAGAGUAGAAUCAACCUUAAUAAGAAAUAUCAUAAUAAUAAACAUAAGAAGGAAAAGAAGAAUAAUAACAUGAUUAAAAAGGUAAUCAUUAACAUUCAAGGGAUGGUAAUAGAUACCAUCAUCAUCAUGAUGAUUAAAGAAAGGGAUACAAAAAAAACUAUCAUCAUGAUAGACGAAAUAAUAAUAAUAAUGGAGAUAAUAACAAAUAAUAUAGAGGAAAUAAAUAUCAUAAUAGAGAUAGACAUUAAAGAGAAGAAUGGUAAGAAAAAAAGGAAGUUUAAGAACAUGAUUAAAAUAAUGAUAAUUAAGAUCAUCAUAGUUCAGACGAAGAAUAUAUCACUGUAGAACGUAGGUAAUUAUAUUCUGCUAUUAAUAGAUCAAAAAAACCUUAAUAGAAACCUACUAGAGGAUCUAAUAGAAAUCAUUAUGAUAAUAAGAAUAGAUCAUAAAGAAAUCCAAGUGACAAUUCAGAGACUGUUAAUGCCUAAUCAUGAGAUUAUAUUUAAAAAUGUAUAAAAUAAAAAAU
Messenger RNA from Paramecium sonneborni, 1265 nucleotides. Lineage: Eukaryota; Ciliophora; Oligohymenophorea; Peniculida; Parameciidae. The record is from the annotation of a GenBank genome assembly.